Molecule: messenger RNA, 2398 nt
Organism: Melopsittacus undulatus (budgerigar)
Lineage: Eukaryota; Metazoa; Chordata; Aves; Psittaciformes; Psittaculidae
Gene: RBFOX3
Product: RNA binding fox-1 homolog 3
Exons: 12
Coding region: 254-1324 (356 amino acids)
Biological process (GO): nervous system development; regulation of alternative mRNA splicing, via spliceosome
Cellular component (GO): nucleus; cytoplasm
Molecular function (GO): mRNA binding
Source: RefSeq, a predicted model, not a curated record
CUCCCGCUCUGGCUCACGCACACCCUUUGCAGACCGUGCGCUCAGUGCCAGUGUCUAAUGGCACCGAAGUGAACCGCGGAGCGCGGCUGCGGGCGCAGCGGCCUGCCGCAGAUGAACCCUCCUAACUAGCGCCGAGGGGUCGGGAGGGACGGCGAGGAGGGGAGAGCCCGAGGGGCCGGCCGGGAAGACGAGGAUAUAGCGCUGUGCGGAAGAGGACGGACCCGCGAGCAGCUUCACGGCUACCUGUCGACACAUGCUGUGCUCCAUGGCUAACUCGGGCUGCCUCCUUGUCUCCAACUCAGGCAUGCUUCCUCACUCUCUCCCCUGUCCUCCAGCCUUCCUCUACCUCCAACAGGGUAACCAGGACGCCACGGCUCCGCCGGACGCAAUGGCUCAGCCCUACCCCCCGGCCCAGUACCCCCCGCCCCCCCAGAACGGGAUCCCCGCAGAGUACGCGCCGCCGCACCCGCACCCCACGCCGGACUACUCGGGGCAAAGCACAGUACCGGAGCACGCCAUGACCCUCUACACACCAGCACAGAGCCACGCCGAGCAGCCGGGCACCGACGCCAGCACACAGUCCAUAGCCGGGACGCAGCCAGUACCGCAGACAGAUGAGGCAGCACAGACAGACAGCCAGCAGCUACACUCCACAGACACCACAGACAAGCAGCAGCCCAAGAGGUUACACGUCUCCAACAUCCCCUUUCGAUUCCGGGACCCCGACCUGCGGCAAAUGUUCGGGCAAUUCGGGAAGAUCCUGGACGUGGAGAUCAUCUUCAACGAGCGGGGCUCCAAGGGUUUUGGGUUUGUAACUUUUGAAACUAGCACAGAUGCCGACCGGGCACGGGAGAAGCUGAAUGGCACCAUCGUAGAGGGCCGGAAGAUUGAGGUGAACAAUGCCACAGCCCGUGUCAUGACCAACAAGAAGGUUGCCAACCCCUACACCAAUGGCUGGAAGCUGAACCCUGUGGUGGGAGCAGUCUACGGCCCCGAGUUCUACGCAGUAACGGGGUUCCCGUACCCCGCCACGGGGACGGCUGUGGCCUAUCGAGGGGCACACUUACGGGGACGAGGACGUGCGGUCUACAACACGUUCCGUGCUGCACCACCACCGCCACCCAUCCCCACCUACGGAGCGGUCGUUUAUCAGGAUGGGUUCUAUGGAGCUGAGAUCUACGGGGGUUAUGCUGCCUACAGAUAUGCCCAGCCUGCAGCAGCGGCGGCAGCGUACAGCGACAGUUACGGCAGAGUGUAUGCAGCGGCAGACCCGUACCACCACACCAUCGGCCCCGCCGCCACAUACAGCAUCGGCACCAUGUGAAACCGCGGCUGUUUCCUUCUGGGACCAGGAAGGGCAAAAAAUCCACCCACACACCCCAAAAAAAUGAAAAAUAAAAAAAAUCAAAAGCAAAGCAACAAAAAUAAAAAAUAAUAAUAAAAAAAGGCAAAGCGGCAGCAGCCACGUGAGAGCCCCAAAUGUCCACACGCGCGAGGAGUCCCGGCGGAGCCCGCGGCGAGCACGGUCGGACGCACGGACACACCGGAGGGGCCCCUCUCGCCCCGAGCCCAUUGCACGGAGGGGGAGCCGGCACAGGCCGAGCCGGGGUGUCCGGAGGGGCCUCACCGCCCGAGCACAGCGCCUGGCACCACGUCUUCCUUCCAGCCCCGGCUCUGGGACUGUGCUGGGGUGGGAAUCCAGCCUUGUGCUUCCUGAGCUGCGGUCAUCAGCGUGUCAAGUGUGCGGAGCCUCGGUUCCCGAGCGGAGCCGCUUUGCUGAGGCGCUGGGCGGUGCAGGGGACCAGCCCCUGCCUUUUAAAGGGAACUUUUGUUAAGAGGAGCUUCUUGCAACUCGCUUGUGAUCCCUUCCCCCUCCCUCCAUCCCCUGGGGCUCCAAUAGGAAUGCCCCGACCCUGCUCCCACUCCUGCCUGCUCCAUGGCACGGGAAGUGCUCCUGGCUCCCCAUCCCUGUCCAGGCCAGUGGGACCCCUCGAAGCAGGGUCUCGGCCAUUGCAUCGCCCAGGGCCAGACUGACAUCACCCAUGGGGACCAGCCUGAGCCCCGGGGUCGGUCUGCAGCAGCCGGCACACUGGUUCAGAGCCCACCCCGGGGUGCAGCCCCAGCCAGCCAGCCUCGCGCUCGGCCCCCACGGCACCACCACUCCUCAAACCUCACUUUAUAGUCUGCAGACACCCCAACGCUCCACCAACGAGCUCCCCCUUUUCUAUUCCCGGUGUACAUAGCCCCGGCCGCCCCGGCCCCGCACCCCUGCCCUGUACAAAGCUCCUUCCAUCGCUGUACUGGCUUCUUCCUUACAGCAACCCCUCCGCCGGCCGCCGGCGCGCAGGCUGGCACUGGCCCAUCCUGUAUGCUUCAAAGGUGUGACCAUUCUAAUAAA